CUGAAUUUCAGCCACUGGCAAUAUUCAUCCACAGCAGUGACUGUAAUAUUCACGUGGUGGUCAACAUCGUCUUGUGUUUCUUCUUUUGGUUACCGGCUGUACUACACGCGCUGUGGUAUUGCUUUUUCCGAGGAUAGAUGGAUUUAUUCGGCAUUCUGCCCCAAUGAGUUCAACAUCUCUAAUGAUCCUGCUGUAUCACUCAAUUUUUGCCUCAAUAUUCAUAUGUCGUGCUUGAAGGAAUCGAUGGAAAAGCUUUUUGUAUUUAGCUGAAU
Gongylonema pulchrum is the source of this 272-nucleotide messenger RNA. Lineage: Eukaryota; Metazoa; Nematoda; Chromadorea; Rhabditida; Gongylonematidae. The record is from the annotation of a GenBank genome assembly.